Sinocyclocheilus rhinocerous is the source of this 3942-nucleotide messenger RNA. RefSeq names its product embryonal Fyn-associated substrate-like. Bases 418 to 3411 code for a protein of 997 amino acids. The transcript is spliced from 8 exons. Gene Ontology annotation, cellular component: cytoplasm; plasma membrane. Gene Ontology annotation, biological process: cell surface receptor protein tyrosine kinase signaling pathway; cell migration. NCBI's taxonomy places the organism in Eukaryota, Metazoa, Chordata, Actinopteri, Cypriniformes, Cyprinidae. The record is from RefSeq and is a predicted model, not a curated record. Gene Ontology annotation, molecular function: protein binding.
AAGGCCAGGGUAGGGCGAAGCCUGGCGGAGCGAGACGUGAAUCCCCAAAGAAAGAAAAGAAAAACAACAGCCGUGCAUUACAGUCUUUUGAGAAGAUAUGAUUUGCCAGGUUUGACUCUACUUCUGUAUUUCCAGAUGAUAUUUCUAGACAUGUGAACGGUUCAAUAUGUGCGGCAAUUGUCAGAUGUGAUGAAAGUCACAAACGGCAAAGGACAACAAUCAUGGUUUUGAGAAAUUGAUCUUUCUGGAUAUAAAGACCAUCGUAUUUACCACCACUGCAUGGUUCAGGUUAAUGGAAAACCAGAUCUGCAAAACAUGCAGAUGAGUCACACAGUGCACAUGUGAAUGGGAUACAGCUUCUGUGGAGAGCACAUGUGGAGUUAACGCAUCCAAAACUGUGGAGAACCAGCUUCAGUCAUGUCUCUAUCGACAGUGCUUGCAAAGGCACUUUUUGACAAUGCCGCUGAAAGCCCAGAGGAGUUAGCGUUCCGCAAAGGUGAUAUCCUGAUGGUUCUGGACCAGGAGCAGGAUGGUGGACCAGGGUGGUGGCUUUGCUCCCUACAUGGCCGUCAAGGCAUUGCCCCUGCCAAUCGAUUACGCCUCCUCCAAACUGCUCAGACUCCAGCUUCAAACACCGGUAUAGAUACCCGGCGAGCUCCUAGUGUGGACUCAGUUCAUCUAUCGACUAGCCACCAGGGCAGGGUAAAUGGACUGAGCACUGAAGAUUCAGAUGGGGUGUAUCUCUCACCACCCAGCUUAGCUGAAGGGGUGUACCAGAGCCCUGGGGCUGCUCCUACCCCUGCCAGGUCUGGAGAGCUACGUCACUCUGAUGGAGGAAGGCCACGAUCGCAUUCUAGUUCUGGAACCAGGCCUUGUCCAGACUGGGGCGAUGUGAGUGUGGCGGGACGACCCCGUUCACCCUCACUUAGAGGACGAGGUGGCGAGUCAGGGACCCUUUACCAGACACCCACCUCGCCUGCACCACUGGUGGCACAACACCGAUCACAAGGUGCACUGGUAUCCGAUUCAGUGUACCUGACUCCAAGUGCUGUUCCCAGGUCUGCAGCCGAAACAGCAGGGGAGGCUAGGUAUUUAAGUCCACGAGAUGCAGGGGCCGGUAAUUCUGAUGGAUGCUACUUGGUGCCCAGAGCAGCUGUCGCUGCGUUGACCAGUGAGAAUUUAUAUCAGACUCCUACAAGUGGUGCCCCAGUGGCAGGACAGUGUGUGCCAGGAAUGACUUCAAGACUUACGGAUAGGAUUGCACCCAAAAGCAGCCCAUCUUCUUCUAUUAGUCCUUCUCAGAGUAAGACUGGCCAGGAUGCCCCAGGGAUUUACCAAACCCCAACCUCACCUGGGGGUGCCAUAUCAAGGACCCCUCAAUCUGACCGCAAACACCCUGCUGGAACUGUAGGAGUGUCUGGAGCCUCAACACCAGGCCAGAAUCUUAAGCAGACACCUCCCUCUGCCCGAGGAUCCCAAAAGCGUAUUACUUCAACUCCUCCUGUUGGUCGAGGAAAACUGGCGCAGGGUGGCCUAAGGGAAUCCCCUCUACUCACCAGAGCGGGAAAGUCCGGAGCACCAGGGUCCCCAAACUCUGGCCGCAAACCCCCUCCGCCAGCACCUCCUGUUAGAAGUGUGACCAGGAAGGAUUUACCUCAGUCUAACUCGGUUCCAACCACCAAACCUGUUCUCCAGGCCAACCCUGCACCCCCACAGACAAACAUGCUGGAGGAAGAGAGACAGGGAAGUAAAAAUGGACACAUGCAAGUGGAUGAGAUGAAGAAGAACAUGGAAAUGGUGACCAAGAGGGAGAGUACAAGUUCACAGGAUGAGAAACUCAGAGAGGAGGUAUAUGAUACACCUCCCACAAAUAGGUGGCAGCCUCCAGUUCCUACAGUGCCUUCUGAGGAGGAUGAUGGGAUCUAUAACACCCCUCGUGCUGUACCCCUACACACUGACCAGGCCUCAAAGAUUUAUGAUGUUCCCACUCUGGCCCUGAAUUCCUCCUCUGACCAUCAGCAGCAAACCUACAAUAGUCCAGGAUCGGCUGCUGUGGCUGGAGAUGCAAUGGAUGAGGAUGUGUACAGUGUUCCCAGUCUUCCUGGUUUACCCUUGGAGGCAAGCGAGAUGCCGGGAUUAACUGCAGAAACUGCUGGAAACGGACGAACCUAUUCGAUUUCCAGUACUAGAAAGCAAGACUUAACCUCUGAAGAUGUGUCAGAACCUGAUGGAGGCAUCUAUGACAUGCCUGCCCUCACUCUAGAAAUCCCGACACGCCCUUUAUCUGUGUCAAGCACCGGCUCUGGGGACAUCCAGUGGAAAGCGUCUCUCUCUGCUCUUGUCCAAUCAGCCCUGACCUCUGCCUCUGUCACCACCACCCCAUCCCGAGACCUCGCCUCUGCAUUGGCUGAGAUCCUUUCUGUCUGGAAGGCUGGGCAUGUUGGUGAUAUUCCUCCAGUUCUCCAGCAGGCAUGGUCCCGUCUCUCCGACCUCCUUCCUGCCCUUUCGGUUUGUGGCACUGCCCCUCCAGCCGACGGUCUGCUCACGAUUGUCCGCUGUGCCCUUGAAGACUCCGUCUCCCUUUUACAGAGUCAAGCGCGACCUCGUUUACCUUCCCAGGAGUCUCUGUCCCGGAGACCUCUACCUGCUUUGCCGGUGGCAGAGGUCAAACCGAUCACAGGGGACAUGGGAUCACGGAAGGGCAGCUGGAUCCAGGAAAGACCGCUGCCGCCUCCACCACCCGCUGCCUUCCCUUUGCCCCCGACACCAGUUUCUUUAGCCCCUACUGUGGGAAGAAUGGAGGAUGAGGAACAAGGGAAUGAGUAUGCAGGAAUCGGCCUAACUCCUACACCACCGCCUUCAUAUCCUGUAGGUGAUAGUGUGGGAUACGUCAAACUGCAGGGGAUGCCAGAGCCACCACCAGACACCCAUACAGAGCUCAGUUCUUCACAGUUUAUCACCACAACUGAUAAUAAACUGAGUCUUUCCCCCCCAGUCUCUCUGUCUCUGGAAGAUUCAGAGCUGCUCUCCUUCUACUCCUCCCAAAGUCUCUCUCAUCUUUCUUGCCUGGCCGAUGCCAUCGAUUCCCUGUUCACAAGUGUCCAAGGGAACCAACCACCUCGAGUCUUCGUUUCCAGGGGGAAAAGCCUCAUUGUGACUGCGCACAAACUUGUCUUUAUUGGGGAUACACUUGCAAGGCUUCUCAGCUCUUCAGACCUCAGAGCAAAGGUCACCACCUCCAGUGGACGCCUCUGCCAAGCUCUGAAGGCUGUUGUCGUGGCAACUAAGGGUGCAGCCCAGAAUUAUCCUUCAGUCCCUGCUACGCAAGAAAUGGUGGACAGAGUAGCCGAUCUAUCCCAGCAUGCAGCUGGUUUCUCUGGGCUUUUGCAGCGUUUAGCUGAGAUAUCUUGAUGUUAUUUGUGGGCGGGUUAACCUUUAUUGUUUUCACAGUGGAAUGCCUUAUUAUAAAAAAAAUUUUUUUUGAGGAUGCAUCAAAAUCAUGUCACUGCUUGUGUUAGUUCAACAGUGAUAAUAUGAUCAAACAGUUGGUGAGUAUAUGUUGGAGUGUAUCUGCUUGCCUGUGUUGGUUUUGACACUUCAGACUGGUCUUUUUCUUUUUUCCUUUUUUGUGGUGCCAAGCACACUUAUACGUUUUAAUAACUUAUUGAUGGCUGUUUUGUUGAAGAUGUUUGCAACCUCAGGCACAUUUUAAUAGCUUUAUUUUGUUCCCUUAACCAUAUUGACAACAAUGAGGAAAAAGUGGUCUUCUCUGUUUAAGGGUGCUCUUGUAAACUGGUCUAAUUAUUCAGUUUGUUUGUAAAUGUGAAGUGGCCUUGGUGUUAUAGAGAUUGAAGUGACUAAUUUGACAGCCCAGGAGGUUUCAGUUGUGCUGCACAUGUAACCAAAACAGAUAAAGCUAACCUAGUUUCAAAUGUUUAACAA